GUCAGUAUCUACCUGUGCUGGCGAUACAAUCGCGCGCUCUCAUUCAAUAACUGGAUUAGAAAAAACAUGGCUUACGCUAAACAUUCCACGAUUUGUUUGUUGCUUUGUGGAAUUUUACAUGUAUUCAUCGAGGCCAAAGACCUGAAGAUGGCCACUGUCCUGGCCGAGCCUUACCUCUACGAGAACAAUGGCGGCAAGUACACUGGGUUUCUACCGGACCUGUUCGAGCGAAUGCAGCUCAACGUCACUAUAGAGAAGAAGAGCGAAUAUGGAAGUCAGGGACCGAAUGGCACCUGGACCGGCCUCAUGGCAGACAUUCUCGACAAGAGGGUGGACUUUGCUGGUCCUCUCACGGUGACGGUCAAGCGGAUGAUGGUGGCCGAUUUCUCCUACCCCCUCAAGUCGGUGGGGCCGGUGAUCGUGAUGCGGAAGCAGACCACUAAGCGCUCCAUGCGGGACGACAUCUCACUUCCGUUUAGACCUAUGGAGGCGACCGUCUGGCUACUAUUAGCUCUGUGCUUUUUGGUGACGGGCACGAUCCUUUAUAUCAUCUCCCACUUCAACCCGUACGAGUGGCGCCGGAUGGGUAAGGAUCGAGAGGCGACUCUCCGUGAGCAGGAGUCCUUCACGUGCUUCAACUCGUUCUGGUUCGUGCUCAGCGCCUUUUCCCUUCAAGGUUACGUGAGGACGCCGCGCUCUAUGGGUGCACGGGUGCUCGUGCUGGCCUGGUGGUUCUUCGUGCUCAUCAUCCUCUUCUUUUACGUGGCCAAUCUUGUGAACUUCCUGCGCGCCAGCGCCUCCACAUCCGGGCAUUCCAAGAUUAGGGGAUUCAAAGACCUUGCAAGAAACGAGGAAAUCCGCAUCGGCAUGGUGUAUCGCGGAGCGACGGAAGAGUACUUCAAAAACUCAGUGAACGACCAAGAUAAAGAUAUCUACGAUAAGCUAAUAGAAACGCGCAAAGAGAUUGCGGAGUACGAUGCCUCGGAGAGCGACAAGAUGAAAAGCGGCGGCCUCCAGGCGCUCUUCCGGUACCUGCGUACCGGGCCGUUUUCAGACUUCACCCUCAUACUAGAAUCCGACACAGCGACGUACUUUUCAAAUCAGUUGCCGUGUGACCUGUCUAUGAUUACUGAAGGCCGCGUGAACAGGCAGCUAGCGUUCGCCUUCCCCAUUGGCUCGCAUACGCUGGAGGCGGAGCUCAACCAGAAGUUGCUCACUCUACAAGAAACAGGAGUGCUUAAAGAGCUUACCGAUCAUUGGUUCAGUUCUGAGUGUUCCGAUUCGGGGGACUCUCUGAUCGAUAUGACUAACGCUCCGUCGAAGGCUUACGCCGUCGGCUUAGCGGACAUUUCCGGCGCGAUUCUGGUACUCGUCGUGGGCAUUGUACUUGGCGGCAUAAUUACGGCAAUCGAAUUCUGCAUUUACAGAUGGGCCGAAUCGCAUUCGGACGACGAUGUCGAUCGUGCUGAAAAAACUAGAAACCUGAACGUCAGCGACCAACUUCUUGCGGGCGAUAGUAGACCAGGGGGCGCAACUCAAGUAUAGCUCAAUAUAUAAAUCGCUUCAUUUACCUCCCUUGUUACGCUCUUCUUCGGAUGCCCGUUUAUCUACGAAGAAUGACACGACUCGGCGUUCACGCUUACGACAGUACGUGGAAGGAAUAAGAAGAUGAAAAACAUAAACACCAUUUGGACUUUUAUGCCAUGUCGUUUUAUGCUAAAUUCGCCAAAAAAUAUACAUACAUUUAUUAACUUUAUUUGGAAAGCAUUGGUUUCGUAAAUAUUUAAUAAUCUCCAUCUAAAACAAUGUUUUCACUGCAAGUACAGAACAUAGUACCAACUACUCAUGGGUUCACUUUGCUCAAACCGACUGUCAAUACAUACAAAGUUGUUAGAUAUGUUUUCACAAUUUAAUGUUUGUAUCUUUUUUUGCUUUAUUAGAUUAAAAAAAAUGAAUAUUUGGGCUGUGUAGGGGGUUAAAGACAAAAGGGAACGUUCGGAUACGAGGACAUUUAUAUGUGUCGUGUUCUGAGAAAACUGGGCAUAAUUCAUGUGCGUAAAGUGUCGUCCCAGAUUAGCCUGUGCAGUCCGCAUAGGCUAAUCAGGGACGACACUUUCCGCCUAGAUUUGAUUUUUUCUAAGAAGAGACUUCAAUUAAACGAAAAAUGUCAUGAAAGCGGAAAGUGUCGUCCGUGAUUAGCCUGUGCGGACUGCACAGGCUAAUCUGGGACGACACUUAACGCACAUGCAAUAUGCCCAGUUUUCUUAGAACAUAACACAUAUUAUCCUUUAUCGACUGUAGUCUCCCAUUAUUGUAGUUUUAAACUACACAGGAGAACCAUUACAGAUUUGUUCGUAUGUCGAAAAAAAAGCGAUAAUGUUAAGGCAUAUUUCGUGAAAUACUGCAAUUGCGUCACCAAAUUCUUCCGUAAAAUUCACUUGAAAUGUCAUAUUGAAUGCCAUGAUUCAGAGUACUUUUGUCUUGUUAAACGACGCCUAUGGCGAAAACGGCGUAGGUUGUGUGUAAAUUGAACUCACUGUACAUUUAUUUAUCAAGUUUAUUAAUUUUGUUAUUUUUUUCUCUCACAUGAAUGUAUUUUAAUAAGCUCCACGUGGUCUGUAAAAAAUCGGAAGAAAUGGUCAGGCGACCCUCUGCGACGGUUUAAACUUGUUAAAUUUGCUUUUAUAAUAUUAUUAUUACUUUAUUUAAAGUUUGCGUUAAUUGCAAGUUUUUUGCUAUAAAAGCUAAUCAUGUUAUUUAUUUUCAGUUUGAUAUAUUUUGCAUUAUAUUAAUUGUAUUAUUUUGUCUGAUGGCAAUUCAAGAAAGUAUUUCUUACUUUGAAAUUAAUAACAAGCUUUAUCGUAUAGCUAUGACUUACAUUUUGAACUCAUUUGUUAAGUGGGCAAGUUUAAAUUUGCGUGGGAGAUUGUGUGCUUGAUACUUUUUUUACAGUCUCAUUAAUGUACCGAGUGUGGUUAAAACAUGUACUUCAGGAAUAAUGAACCAUUUUUUUUCGUGUACGUAUUGCACAGUAUUAUUGUAGACACUCGCGUUUUUGUGCACUUAAUGUAGUUGUUGCAUAUGCAGUUUUUAUAUGACUCGGAGUUUUUUAAUAACCAUUUUGCCAGAUUUGUUAAAAUAUGGUUGCUCUUAUAAAAGAAAAUUCGUUUCGCCGUAUGUUAUUCCGGUGUAUAAAUAAUAUUUUUCCCGGUUUAGCUGAUCAUCCAUUACCCAGAACACUUUACUGCGUUUGUCAGAAGUAUUUGUUUUUGUUCAGUUCUUUUGUUUAGCCAAUAUAUAGAUUUAACAGUUUGACGUCUUACCGAGCAAAGAGAGGCGGUACGCAUGUUUUAAACAUUGCGGCUGCGCUAAAAUCUCGCAAUGCGGGUUCGCUACAUAACUGACCCAUUUCGGCUCAUAUGCAUUACAGUUAUUCAAGCAAACUAAUGAAAAUCUCUCUAAAAUGCACUAUAACAAGAAGGAAAUAUCGUAUUAUACCAUACUUAUGUUAAAAUAAUGAGAAAUCCCACAACCCAUGUGUAUGUCAAUUUAAUUUAACUUUUUUGUUCUCUAUUGAAGGCAUUUGCAUAUUAUAUGUGUACUACCUACUGAGAUUAGGCUGAAGAUGUUAUUGGGGAUCUUAUUCUCCAAAUAACGUCUUUUAUCACUCACUUUUAUAUUAACUGAUUUGUGCCAUGUCAUCAAAAAGCUCUAUGAUUCAAUUCAUAUAGUUCUCAUGUAUAUGAGUCACGUUCUGAGAAAACUGGGCUUAAUGCAUGUGCGUAAAGUGUCGUCCCAGAUUAGCCUGUGCAGUCCGCACAGGCUAAUCAGGGACGACACUUUCCGCCUAAACCUGAUUUUCAGUAAGGAGGGACUUACUUGAAACUAAAAAUACCAUAAAUCGUAAAGUGUCGUCCCUGAUUAGCCUGUGCGGACUGCACAGGCUACUCUUGGACGACACUUUACGCACAUUCAUUAUCCCCAGUUUUCUCAGAACGCGACUCAUAUUAUGGAGCGUUAUAUCAUGUGAUAUGUAGUUCAAUAUCAUCUUUUAACUUUUGCUUCGAAUUGUUUAUUGCCGUUGUUUUUUUCCGGUUGAUUUUAAGAAUUAAAAAAUAUACUCGUAAACUAUUUUAAAUGUUCUUAUUUCGUUCAAUAUAUUCCUCACAUGUUUAGCCUUUUCAGCCUCAUUUAUAUUUUUAGACAUUGUGUUUAAAUUGGUGUUUUUGUCAAUGUAGUAUUUUCGAUUGACGUGGUGUGGUGUUAAUACUCUAAAUUUUAACCAAUUUAUAAAUAAAAUGCCUCACCUAUA
Dreissena polymorpha is the source of this 4312-nucleotide messenger RNA. RefSeq names its product glutamate receptor 3-like. Lineage: Eukaryota; Metazoa; Mollusca; Bivalvia; Myida; Dreissenidae. The coding region runs from base 67 to 1545 and encodes 492 amino acids. The transcript is spliced from 8 exons. The record is from RefSeq and is a predicted model, not a curated record. Gene Ontology annotation, cellular component: plasma membrane. Gene Ontology annotation, biological process: monoatomic ion transport. Gene Ontology annotation, molecular function: glutamate-gated receptor activity.